AUGGAAGUUGAAAUUUCACCUAAGCAUAUGUCAAGUAAACGGAAAAUAAAAUAUAGUAAAAGCGCAUGGAACAUUCAUGAGUUUGAAAUCUGGAGUGGAGACCUUAUUUGUCGGGUCGUUGUUUUGCGUAUGAAGGACUCUUUGCUGGUAUGGGUGGGUGGUAGAGAUGCUCAACUUAAUGAGGUGGCCCUAGGAGUGCCACUGGCGGUUGGUAACGGUGCCCUCGCUACUACAUUACUUGGUGAAGAAGGAAACACUUCUGGACUUGCUCGUCGCCUCACUUUAGCUCUUGGUCGACAAGUAUAUGUAUGUUGUGGAAAAACAUUUGAUCGAUUUACUGGUCCAUUGGUAGAACGAGGGAUAGUUGCUGAAAUUAAGAAUCGGCCAGAUUGUUUU
Messenger RNA from Brenthis ino (lesser marbled fritillary), 396 nucleotides. The record is from the annotation of a GenBank genome assembly. NCBI's taxonomy places the organism in Eukaryota, Metazoa, Arthropoda, Insecta, Lepidoptera, Nymphalidae.